Molecule: messenger RNA, 2021 nt
Organism: Dendroctonus ponderosae (mountain pine beetle)
Lineage: Eukaryota; Metazoa; Arthropoda; Insecta; Coleoptera; Curculionidae
Product: tRNA dimethylallyltransferase
Exons: 6
Coding region: 704-1996 (430 amino acids)
Biological process (GO): tRNA modification
Cellular component (GO): mitochondrion
Molecular function (GO): tRNA dimethylallyltransferase activity
Source: RefSeq, a predicted model, not a curated record
GUUGGUAAACUGCCCGUUGCCCUCAGGGCCACUGACAAAUCGAUGCCUGCAGUUAAACGUUCGCUCUCUGGCUGUGUCAGCUGUAGUUCGGACAAUGCCUUAGUCACUUGCUCAGUAGAUUUGUUCUCUGUCUUCAAAUGAGUACUCACUAGCUCAGUCAAAGAGCUAAUACUCUCGUCACUGGUUUUCUGAGGGCAGUCAACAGCAUCUUUCGUACCAAACAAGCUGGGGAUUACAAAGGGCUUUGGGGUUACACCGUUUGAACGCGUACCAAAUAUGUUUGGUACCACAAAACUUUUCACAUUAGCAGUCGUCGUUGUUUUGUCGCCAAGAAAUUUCAAUGCAGCGCAUUUCAGGCUUGAUGAGUUGUCCAUUUUUCACGAUUACACUCCUACUUUUUGGAAACUUGGAAACCUCACAUCACAAUAUUCAAAUUUGGGGCCCUGCAGGCAUUAACUCAUUAAAAAGACUAUUUGAUAGUUGCUUUGAAAGACAAGUAGGUUUACUUUGAAGAAAAAGGAUAAUGGUGUUGACCAUAGAUGAAGACCUAAUCAGCCGUUGUGUCAUUUUGUACGAUUUGUUUACAUUUACUUUUUGGCUUUAAAAAUGUGUUUUAGAGACGAUUUUUGGUCAAACUAACCCUAUUUCACUGUAGUUGUCAAACCAUUUUGAUUUACAGUUUUUUGCAAGGGUGGGUUAAUAAAUGGGCCUAAAAAUGAGUAGAAAGCUGCCACUCGUUGUAAUUUUGGGGCCCACAGGGUCAGGAAAAACUAAGCUAUCGCUUGAAGUGGCCACGAAGUUUGGGGGAGAAAUUAUAGGAGCAGACUCCAUGCAGGUAUACAGGGGGCUAAACAUAGCAUCGGCCAAGGCCACUGAAGAGGAGCAAGCUGUUGCCCCUCACCACUUAAUCAACAUUCUGGAACCCGAUCAGUUGUUCACAGUGCUCGAAUACAGAAAUCGAGCUGUACCAAUCAUCGAAGACCUGCUUAAGUCGGAUAAACUGCCAGUGGUUGUAGGAGGCACCAACUAUUACAUCGAAUCCCUGUUGUGGAGAAUCUUAGUACAAAACCCAGAGGAAAAAGUGCUCACGCAGACUGGAAUGUUACCCAGCAAUCAGCAUGAACUGGCCAGUUCUGUGCUUCACGAGCAGCUGAAAAGGUUGGAUCCUGCAAUGGCCAGGCGGCUGCAUCCAAACAACAAGAGGAAAAUCUUGAGGUCCUUGGAGAUUUUACACCAACGGGGAAAAAAACACAGCGAAAUCAUUGACGAGCAAUGCCAGACAUCAAUGUCCACUUCAGGGGGCGGAUUACGCUACGACAAUGCCGUUGUGUUCUGGCUUCAGUGCGAUCAGGACGUCUUGAAUAAAAGGCUAGACGACAGAGUGGACAAGAUGAUUGAAGAAGGUCUGUUGGAGGAGCUUUUGCAUUUCCACAAGGUUUAUAAUCAGCAACGAUUGCUCGAAGGCGGUCCCCCCGAUUACACGAAAGGAAUAUUCCAGUCCAUAGGUUUUAAAGAGUUCCAUUCCUACUUGAUUCUGUCCGAGGCUGAAAAGACCUCUGAAGUAGGAAGGAAACUUUUGCAGCUCGCCAUUGAUGAACUAAAAAUGGUCACAAGGCGCUACGCCAGGAAGCAAAUCAAGUGGAUGAGUAACCGGUUUUUGAGUCGAAAGGAUCGGCAGGUGCCGCCGAUAUACGCUCUGGACACCAGCGACGUGGCGCAAUGGACGCAAAAGGUCACCAAUCCGGCUUUUCGCAUUGUGGAGAGCCACAUUUGCGGAACCCUCAGCACCAUCGAGCCUCUGCCUAUGCGAGACACCGUUUCCGUUCCCAAUUUGCUGGAUGACUCCUAUCUCUGCGAAGUCUGCAACCGAAUUUUCGUAGGAAAGCACCAACGGGACAUUCACAUGAAUAGUCGCAAGCACAGAAAGAUCCUUGCAAACAAAGCCAAACAGCAGAAAUUGUCUUUGGCAAGUAACGAAGAAGCAUGUGGAAGGUAGUGAAAUAAAACACCCAUAAAGCGCU